Messenger RNA from Plodia interpunctella (Indianmeal moth), 2750 nucleotides. Its product is annotated as odorant receptor 46a. Bases 303 to 1469 code for a protein of 388 amino acids. Gene Ontology annotation, biological process: detection of chemical stimulus involved in sensory perception of smell; sensory perception of smell. The transcript has 5 exons. The record is from RefSeq and is a predicted model, not a curated record. Lineage: Eukaryota; Metazoa; Arthropoda; Insecta; Lepidoptera; Pyralidae. Gene Ontology annotation, cellular component: plasma membrane. Gene Ontology annotation, molecular function: olfactory receptor activity; odorant binding.
UAUGCGUAAUUUGGGAUCUGGACUAGACCUAAGCUAGUAAAGACCUGUUUUAAUUGUAUAUCAAGACGCCAGGACUUGGACUCCAGAAGACUCGUCAAGAAUUACAUUGAUAACACAUCAAAUGGUGAGACAAUUGCAAUUUUCAAAUCGACUUCAGAUCAUCCUAAUAAUAUAUAUAAUAAUUGUAACCAAGAAUAUAUAAAUUUAUUCCAGUGUCCUUUUAAUAAUUAUUAAGUAGCGGUGUAAGUGCUGAAACGUAGUAUUCAAUAUUUGUUCCAGUCUAGUAAAGGCGAGUUAGUGACAUGGGGGCAUAUAAGCAAAUAGAUUGUUUCAACACCAAUAUCAAGUUCUUCAGAUUUCUAGGGCUUUGGCCAACCGACUCAGGGAAAUAUUAUCGUUACUAUGCAUUAUCUUUCAUUAUUUUCUUUAUUGUCAUUUACGACUUCGUUUACACUAUAAAUUUCCUCUUUUUACCAAGAGAACUGGUAGUAUUUAUCGAUGACACCAUGUUAUACUGUACUGUUAUUUCAAUAAUGACGAAAACAUUUACUUUCUAUUUAUUACAUGACAAAAUUAUUGAAAUUUUGUCUGUUUUGGAGAGCGAUAUGUUUCAACACGAUUCCGACGAAGCGAAAACAAUUAUAGCUGGUGCAAAAAAAUUAACCAUAAAACUUUGGAAAAUCAUAACGACUUUUUCUUUGGUAGCAAAUGGUAGUCACAUUGCUUCACCCAUACUGGCCCAUUUGAUGACUGGAGAGGAACUUGUGUUACCAGUGUUUAGUUGUGACUUCCUUCCUAUAAGUGUUAAAAACCUAUUGAUUUAUCCUUUAUAUUUUUACCAGUCUAUAGGAAUGCACUUUCAUGUGUUGUACAAUAUGACUACCGAUGGUAUGUUUUUUGGUUUGAUCAUAUUGUUGAUUGCGCAACUGGAUAUCCUCGAUCUAAAGCUACGAAAUGUUACAACAAGUGAUAAAUUUAAUUACGAGAAAGAAGAUGAAGCGAUAAGAAACUUAAACGACUGUAUAAUACACUAUGAUGAAGUUGCUAAAUUUUGCCAAUUAAUACAAGAUGUGUUCAGUGUGAUGUUGUUUGUACAAUUCGGGACUGCUUCGAUGAUCAUAUGUCUUUGUCUUUUUCGUCUCACUUUGCCCGCUUCCACGGCAUAUUACGUGUACAUAAUGAGCUACGUAUUUGUGAUGAUAUUUCAUCGAGCUGUUCCAUGCUGGUAUGGAACUCUGAUCAUAGAAAAGAGUACGAGCCUUGGUUGUUCUAUAUACGACUGUGAUUGGACCCCAAGAUCGGGACCAUUCAAGAGCAGUAUGCGAUUAUUUGUAGAACGAGUGAACAAGCCUCUUAUCAUCACUAGUGGGAAAAUGGUCAUGUUGUCGCUGAAGACAUUUACUUCUAUAAUAAACGCAGCUUACUCCUUCUAUACACUGCUCCGGCAUAUGCAAUCACGCGAAAAUUAGAUUGCAGGUAAAGGUCAUAUUUUUGAAGUUGCUUAUAAUCUUUAUUCUCAACAUGAUACAGUCGAUUAUUUUGUCAAGAAAGUGAUAAUAAUAAACGAGGGCGUCGUCUCCUGUUGGCUGGCAACACUGGGUGUUUAUCGACCAAUCAUGAUCAUUCUAUUUGGUAUUGCAAUGGCAAAAAAAUGUAGUUAGUUUAAAAUCCGUUUUCUUUACUUUCUUGACGGACUGUACACAUUUAUAUUUUGUUUCUCUACUCUAUCACUAUAAUAAUAACCCUUGUUCACUUUUUGAAACACUUUAUCAUAGAUUUACGCGCGCUCUAUUUCAACUACUUAAUUAUUAAAUAAAUACCUGGGUGAACAAAAUGGAAUUUUUGUGUUCUCAUUUCAUCUUUCAUAUCACCUAAGUGAUUAUUGCGAUAUUAUUUAUUUAUUUUACUUGAUUAACAAAAAAUCAUGAAGUUACAGGUUGUUAUAUAGAGAGAAAAUACCACAUUUUGAGAAUUGUAAUAGACUUUUACCAGUCUCAUUACAUAUUCAAUAUGAAAAAAAAAAACUGAAAUUAGACUCAUACGAUUUAAAUAUUUUUGAAACGAAAAAAGUUCAAAGGUUUCUUAAUAAUUAUAACAUUUUUUGAUAUAAUGGCUAAUAUGGCUUAUUCAUAUUUUUGGGCAAAAAUUACUAAUCAUUGUAAGUGUAUGUCGACGUUUUAAUUAGAGAAUGAUUGAUGACACUUUAGCAAAUUCACGCGAGAUGAUUAAACACUUUAUACGAAUUAUUACGCAAAUAAUGGUGUGUAAAUUAUAAUUAAGAUUAACCUUGUGAUGAUGUUUUAUUACAUUAUAAAUGUAUAGCCAAGAUAUGUAUAUCAAUAAAUUCCUGAUUCAUGACAGUGCGGUGAGACACAUUAGGAAACAAAUAGUCGUUCCUCACACGAGCAGACUCCGAGGGUCGAAGAACAAACGUCACACACAAAGAUCGGGGACAAUGGGCCCUCCAGCAGUUCAUCUAUUAGCCGCCGCGGUAAUAAGGUGUGUUUUUGCCGCGCAACCAAAAAGAAAACAAUGAUUUUGCCCGUGACUAGAUAAAUAAGAUGUCCGGACGUGACGAGGGUACCAUUACAGUUUUUAUGGAAUCUUUCAGUGGGUAAAGCAUCUCUCAGCCCACAGUCCACCUGCUUCUCUUUGUUUAGGACUGAAUACAUUGUUAAUGCACAACGACUAAGGUCAGAUUGUGUCGCUGAAAAGUCAGAUUGUCGCUUUCUAGAGGAUUAUUCAAUAGC